AUGUUCCUCUGUCAGAGAUACACUUCAGAGCCCCUGCGGGAACCCAACAAGGAAGAUCACACAGUGGUGGUGCGUCCGACCAUACAGAAUUGGUACCGCCAAGAGGCAGACCGCCUGGUGCUGAAGGUGCUGGAUGCAGACAACAUGCGCGUAAUAUCCACGGUGCUGGGCCAGUCAGUGGCCCUUGACCAGUACAGUCGCCAAGUGGAUCGCGCUCUGGAGGAGUUCAACUCCAUCAACCGCGAAAUGGAACGCACCGGCAGCUUCACCGUCGGCCGGGGCGACCUGUUCCGCCGCGUUGCCAGAAACAACAUCAUGAUCACGGAGGCCAUAAUCGUGCUGGGCCUGUUGGACCGCAGCGACACAGCGUGGACGAACGACAAGUACUACGGUGUUUGGAGCAUGAUGGCCAGUGAUUACGAGCUUGCCAAUCGCUUUCAGGCCAUGGACAAAAAGCUGACCUUCAUUCAAGACAGUGCCAAGUACUUCCUGGAGAUCCUCCAAGACAACAAGUCCAACUUGCUGGAGUGGUUCAUCAUCAUACUCAUCAUGGCGGAGAUCGUCGUCAGCGUGUACGACCUCUCAACGCGAAGCGCCGGUGGUUAG
Ostreobium quekettii is the source of this 606-nucleotide messenger RNA. The record is from the annotation of a GenBank genome assembly. Lineage: Eukaryota; Viridiplantae; Chlorophyta; Ulvophyceae; Bryopsidales; Ostreobiaceae.